Castor canadensis (American beaver) is the source of this 1404-nucleotide messenger RNA. The record is from RefSeq and is a predicted model, not a curated record. NCBI's taxonomy places the organism in Eukaryota, Metazoa, Chordata, Mammalia, Rodentia, Castoridae.
ACUCCUGGUCCUCACAUACAAGUUUUUCGGCAGUACAUACCUGUGAAAAUGAAGAGCAAAGCCUUCUGGACCCUCUCUUGGGAGUAUGCCACGAUGUAUGUGGGAAGCCUAGUGGUAAUAGUUUGCCUCUCCUUCUUCCUUCUCAGCUCCUGGGAUUUCAUCCCUGCAGUCUAUGGCUUCAUACUUUCUGUUCCAGAUCUUACUCCAAACAUUGGUCUUUUUUGGUACUUCUUUGCAGAGAUGUUUGAGCACUUCAGCCUCUUCUUUGUCUGCGUGUUUCAGAUCAACGUCUUUUUCUACACCAUUCCCUUAGCCAUCAAGCUAAAGGAGCACCCCAUCUUCUUCAUGUUCAUCCAGAUUGCCAUCAUCUCUAUCUUCAAGUCCUACCCAACAGUGGGGGAUGUAGCCCUCUACAUGGCUUUCUUUCCUGUGUGGAACCAUCUCUACAGAUUCCUGCGGAACAUCUUUGUCCUUGCCUGCAUCAUCAUCGUCUGCUCCCUGCUCUUCCCUGUUCUUUGGCACCUCUGGAUCUAUGCAGGAAGUGCCAAUUCUAAUUUCUUUUAUGCCAUCACACUGACCUUCAAUGUUGGGCAGAUCCUGCUCAUCUCUGACUACUUCUAUGCCUUCCUGCGGCGGGAGUACUACCUCACACACGGUCUCUACUUAACUGCCAAGGACGGCACUGAGGCCAUGCUUGUGCUCAAGUAGGCCUGACUGGCACAAGGCUGCAUGGACCUCAAGGAGGGGAAGGACUAGAAACUGGGCCAGGAUCCCCCAUCUAAAGCUGCCAGCAGGCAAGUCCUCAGGCAGAAGAGGUUCCAGUCCAGCGUCACAAAUCUCUGGCACCAAAGAGGACCCAUGGCUGGCAGCAAGGCCUGUGGGGACCAGCUGAGAGCACCCCACCUGGACCCCAACUUUGUGGCCCUGCACACUAAGAAGUCCCCUCCCUAGCAGGAGGAGGAAAGCAGCAGGUGAGCAGGGCUUGAUAGGUUAUGACUACUUAAUAAAUGUUUUUUGUUAUGAAGACAUCUCUUCUGGGACCAUACCACACUCCUGGAGGGAGUGGGCUUGACUCCUAAUACGGUUUCCUGUGGUACACUACUUAAGAGGUGUGGGUUUCCAGAAGAAGCUGGAAGUCCAUAGAACACAAGUCUGUGAGGCAGUCCCCCAGCAGCCCUCCCAACUCCCAAACAAGCAGCUGGAGGCAAAGAGCCAGGCAGGCCUGAGCAAUCUUUAUUCUGCAGAGGGACAAUGACCACAGAUCCAUACACCAUGUGGAGAUGGGGGAGCCAAGGGCCAAUCAUUCAGGGAUGGGCAGGUCCAGUCAGGGGGCAGAGCCUCAGGUAAGUAAGGGGCAGGUGGGCAGACAGGCAGGGGCCUAAAAAAAAAAAAAGAUAAACCACA